Messenger RNA from Hemicordylus capensis (graceful crag lizard), 1653 nucleotides. RefSeq names its product keratin, type II cytoskeletal 7-like. Gene Ontology annotation, biological process: intermediate filament organization; keratinization. Gene Ontology annotation, molecular function: structural constituent of skin epidermis. Gene Ontology annotation, cellular component: keratin filament. The transcript has 9 exons. The record is from RefSeq and is a predicted model, not a curated record. The coding region runs from base 1 to 1653 and encodes 550 amino acids. Lineage: Eukaryota; Metazoa; Chordata; Lepidosauria; Squamata; Cordylidae.
AUGUCUCACCAGGGAAGUGGCCCCCCAAACUUCAGCUCCUAUUCUGAAGUUCUGCCCCCCAAAGGAGCCCCGAGUCAUACCAUCAGCCAUGCCGUUUGCCCUCCGAUAGACAUGGGCAUAUGUUAUAGAGGAGCUGGUGGCUUUAGCAGCAAGAGUAUGGGCUCCUAUGGACCCAAGCUUCCUACCAGUAAAAGCCUCUCAGGAAAUGGGCAUCAUGGCAGUACUGGGGCUUUGUACACUUAUGGUGGCACCAGGUAUAGCACCAGCUUCAGAACUGUUGGAGGAGUUGCUCCGGGUGCAUCACACAUCACUCCUGUGACUUGCAACGAGUCCCUGCUGCAACCACUCAACUUGGGGAUUGACACCAUGGCCCAAGCAGUCAAGUAUCAAGAGAAGAAUGAACUCCAGUGCCUCAACAGCAAGUUUGCCUCUUUCAUUGACAAGGUCCAAUUAAUGGAGCAGCACAACCUGAUGCUGAAGACUAAGUGGGACUUCAUGAAAGGAAAGAAACGCUAUAAAAGUAACAUGGAACCCAUCAUUAAUGAGCACGUCAAGGAACUUAAGAAAGAGCUGGAGUGUCUCAAAUGUGAGAAAGCUGAGCUUCAUACGGAACACAAAGCUUUGGAGAAAGCUACAGAGGGCUAUAAAAAGAGGUAUGAGGAGGAAUGCAAUAGGCGAACAUCUACUGAGAAUGAGUUUGUAUUACUUAAAAAGGAUUUGGAUUGUGCCUUUGCACACAAUGCCGAACUGGAAGCCAAGGUAGCUAAUCAUAGCAAACAAAUCAGCUUCUUGAGAUCUGUAAAUGAACAGGAAAUUUGUGAGCUCCAAAACCGCAUUUCCAACACAUGUGUCAUGGUGCAAAUGGACAACAGUCGAGCCCUAGACAUGGAUCGUACCAUUCAGGAGUUCCAACAUCAAUAUGAAGGGAUUGCUUCCAGAAGCCGAGCUGCAGUGGAGGCUUUGUUCCAGUGCCGGUAUCAAGAGCUCAGGACGACAGCGGCGAAACAUGGUGAUGAUCUGCGUAAUGUCAAAGAAGAGCUUCAGGCUCUGACCCGUGCUGCUCACACCCUGGAGUCAGAAGUUGCAAGUGUCAAAGCUCAGCGUUGCAAGGUGGAAGUGGAGGUGGCUGGAGCUGAAGAACGAGGAGAUAUAGCGGUGAAGGAUGCCAAACGCAAACUGGCUGACCUGGAAGAGGCCCUGCACAAGGCCAAGCAGGAUAUGGCUUGCCAGCUACGGGAAUAUCAUGAACUCAUGAAUGUCAAGCUGGCCCUAGAUAUUGAGAUUGCUACUUACAGGAAGCUUCUAGAAGGAGAGGAAUGCCGGUUGAGUGAAGAGGAGCAUGCAGUGAACAUAGCUGUCCAGAGAAGUCAGGGGGCAGUCGUGGGUCAUGGCGGCUCCCACCGUGGCCCUGUAUAUACUUCUUCAUCUGGAAGCAGCCGCAGAAGCGAAGGGGUUUGUGGCAGUGCUAGGGCCACGCGUGGUGGCAGCACCCCUCCAAGAAGCAUCCAGUCAAGCUCUGGAGAUGCCCCUCAUCAUGGUGCCUCUCCUUGUCCAGACACACACACCCCUCAUCAUGGUUUCAGCAGUGGAAGCAUUAAGACCACCACAUUACGCUUUGUGUCCGCUGCUUACUCGUGUGGGCCUCCACGUUGA